ACUCUCUCUCUCUCUCUGUCCAUCAUUCCCCGAUCUCUGAUGAAUCUGCGAGAGAACACAUAGCCUCACUGUGUCUUAUCUGAAAACGGAGAAGAGUUUACUGAAAGGAUACAGGGUAGAGAGGUGAGCGGAGAGGAGCUACGGGCUUAAAUGUCGUCACCGUCGCUGUCGCCGUCCAAAAUGACAUCCAGUGAAGGCUCUGACAAGGAAGGAUCGGAGUACGGUUUGGAAGAGAAAGGGAUGUUCGAGUACUUUGGUUGGGUAUAUCAUCUCGGCAUCAAUUCAAUCAGCCAGGAGUAUUGCCAUCUCCGCUUCUUGUUCUUGAGGGGCCAAUACGUCGAGAUGUACAAGCGAGAUCCUCAUGAGAAUCCUGGCAUUAAACCAAUCAGGAAGGGUGUUAUUGGGCACACUCUUAUGGUGGAGGAACUAGGAUGUAGGAGGGUCAAUCAUGGGGAUGUGUAUGUUCUAAGAUUUUACAACCGGCUGGAUGAGACAAAAAAAGGAGAAAUUGCUUGUGCAACGGCUGGAGAAGCUCAGAAAUGGAUGGAGGCAUUUGAUCAGGCCAAACGACAAGCUGAAUUCGCGCUUUCAAGAGGAGGUAGCAGAAGUCGGAAACUAAGCAUGGAGAUGGAGAAUGAGCUCAAUCUUGAAGGACAUCGGCCACGGGUAAGGCGGUACGCACAUGGUUUGAGAAAGCUUAUAAGAAUUGGAAAAGGUCCAGAAACACUACUUCGUCAUUCCUCAGGUUUGGGGGAUUUCAGGUCAGAGAGAUAUUUUGAAUGUGAUGCUGGGGAUGCAAUUGAAGCACACGAAUGGAAGUGUGUGCGUACAGUCAAUGGGAUUAGGAUAUUUGAAGAUGUGACUGACUCCAAGAGCGGUAAAGGUGUCCUUGUGAAGGCUGUUGGUGUUGUUGAUGCAAGUGCUGAUACGGUCUUCGAAGUAUUCCUAAGUUUUGACCGAAACCGGAGAAAUGAGUGGGAUAUGUUUACUAGUGACUUAGAACAAGUAGAUUCUGUAAAUGGGCACUAUGAUGUUGCCUAUGGUACAUAUGACCCUAACCACCUGACUCGGUGGCAAUCCAAAAGGGAUUUUGUCUUCUCUAGGCAGUGGUUUCAUGGACAAGAUGGAGCAUAUACCAUAUUGCAAUUUCCAGCUGUCCACAAGAAGCGACCCCCUAGAUCUGGCUAUCGACGUACAAAAAUUAAUCCUUCCACUUGGGAGAUUAGAGGUCUGAAUCUAUCCCCGGAUUCAAAUGCUGCAAGAUGUCUCGUGACACAAAUCUUGGAGGUACCCUCUAGUGGCUGGUGUAUACGGAAGAAGAAUCACUGGUCAGAAUUUGAAAAGACAGUCCCCUAUGCUUUGUUGUGCCAAGUUGCAGGCCUCAAGGAAUACUUCGGAGCAAAUCCUGCACUCAAGCUUGACUCUUCAACUACUGUUCAUUCAAAAGUCUCUAGUUCUUCUGGUGCAAGUGAUGAAUUUGAGGACGAAGAAGUUCGCGAUGAAUUUUAUGAUGCAAUUGCUGUUGAUUCAUCAUGUGACAAUGAGGACAACAAUGAUGAUGCAGAGGUUGCCAAGGAUGGAAAAAUGAAGCUGAUGAAUGCCUCAUGGGACAUUGCAAGCUUGACCAUAAAACAAAGUCCAGUUGCAUUCGCCGACAAGGAACUAGAUAACCACAUUCCUCCUAUCAGUAUAGAUGUAAGUCAGUAUCAUGGUUCCAUGUCCCAACGGAAAGAUGUUACUGACACAAACUGUUGGUCUUGUCCGGGAGGCCAAGGAUUUAUGAUAAGAGGAAAGACAUACUUAAAAGAUAAUUCUAAGGUAACGGGAGGCGAUCCUCUAUUGAAGCUCUUAGCAGUUGACUGGUUCAAGGCUGACAACUGCAUUGACAAGGUUGCACUGCAUCCCAAAUGCCUUGUUCAGUCAAAAGCUGGGAAAGAAUUGCCAUUCAUAUUGGUCAUUAAUUUACAGGUUCCAGCAAAACCAAACUACAGUUUGGUUUUCUACUAUGGUGCUGACCGGCCCAUAAGGAAAGAAUCUUUACUGGGUAGAUUUGUGGAUGGGACUGACAUAUUCCGGAAUGCAAGAUUUAAACUUAUUCCAAGUAUUGUAGAGGGAUAUUGGAUGGUCAAGCGUGCUGUUGGGACAAAAGCUUGCCUGUUGGGGAAAGCAGUUAAAUGCAAGUACCUCAGACAAGAUAAUUUUCUGGAGAUUGAUGUGGAUAUUGGCUCAUCAUCUGUUGCAAGGAGUGUCAUAGGCUUGGUCCUUGGAUACAUCACAAGCAUAGUAGUUGAUCUUGCAAUUUUACUUGAGGCUAAGGAAGAGGACGAGCUGCCUGAGUACAUUCUUGGUACAAUUCAAUUAAACCGUGUGAGGCUUGAUUCUGCUAUACCUUUUGAGGUUUGAGGUUCUCACAUGGCCAUUGUCAUUGUUUCUCCUUUUCUAGUCAUUGGCUUUGGGAUUGUAUUUCAAUUGGGUUCUGUUAUUUUU
This is a messenger RNA of Telopea speciosissima, 2487 nucleotides long. Its product is annotated as protein ENHANCED DISEASE RESISTANCE 2-like. Gene Ontology annotation, molecular function: lipid binding. The transcript is spliced from 22 exons. The coding region runs from base 151 to 2403 and encodes 750 amino acids. Lineage: Eukaryota; Viridiplantae; Streptophyta; Magnoliopsida; Proteales; Proteaceae. The record is from RefSeq and is a predicted model, not a curated record.